GGGACGCGGAAGAGAGGGAGAGCGGAUGGAACACUGGAUGACGAAGUACAUCUUUUCCUAAAUUCCUAAAAUCCAGAGAAUGCCUACGGCACGUAGGAAGCGGGUGGGGCUUAGGGGUUCCCAUGCAAACAUCUUCAUCGAACCACCCCACUCGAAGCAGCUGACACAGGAUGAUGAUGCCGAUGAGGUGGAGAUUGCUGUCGACAACACAGCUUUCAUGGACGAGUUCUUCUCUGAGAUUGAGGAAACUCGGCUCAAUAUUGACAAGAUCUCAGAACAUGUGGAGGAAGCUAAGAAACUCUACAGUAUCAUUCUCUCUGCACCGAUUCCAGAGCCAAAAACCAAAGAUGACCUCGAGAAGCUCACAGCUGAGAUCAAGAAAAGGGCCAACAAUGUCCGGAACAAACUGAAGAGCAUGGAGAAGCAUAUUGAAGAAGAUGAGGUCCGGUCGUCAGCAGACCUUCGAAUUAGAAAGUCCCAGCACUCCGUCCUCUCCCGGAAGUUUGUGGAGGUGAUGACCAAAUACAACGAGGCUCAGGUGGACUUCCGUGAACGCAGCAAAGGGCGAAUCCAACGGCAGCUUGAAAUUACUGGCAAGAAGACAACAGAUGAGGAGCUGGAAGAAAUGCUGGAGAGUGGCAACCCUGCCAUCUUCACUUCUGGGAUCAUUGACUCCCAGAUUUCCAAGCAAGCCCUCAGCGAGAUCGAGGGCCGGCACAAGGACAUUGUGAGGCUGGAGAGCAGUAUCAGGGAACUGCACGACAUGUUCGUGGACAUCGCCAUGCUGGUGGAGAAUCAGGGUGAGAUGUUAGAUAACAUAGAGCUGAAUGUCAUGCACACAGUGGACCACGUGGAGAAGGCACGCGAUGAAACUAAAAGAGCAGUGAAAUACCAGGGUCAGGCCCGGAAGAACCUGAUUUCACUCCAGCCUGGCCUGGCCACCCUUGUCUUCAGAUUGGAACAAAGUUUGAAUGGCCAUCCUGAGAGCAAGGGGGACCUGUUCCUUUUCCUUGUAACCAUCCUUGGACCUGACUCCACAAUCUAGUCCUGGAGGAACCUAACCUACCUGCUGCCAUCCUGAGCUCUCAUGACAACCAUCUCCUGUCCUAACAACUGAAGUGCCUUCCCUCCUGGACCGUAUGAACCAACCCACAUUUUCCUCCCUCUGGUGUGUCAAAUUAUGCCUUGCACCUUGGAAAGUCCAUGUGAGAGCUGCCCAAGGUGUGUUUUCUACCUCAUGGACUAUUCUCCCAGAAACUGCAAUGUACUUUUCAGGGGAGUAUCUACCAGAGCAGAGAAAUUCUGCUGAGUUUGGCAAUAGCAGGGCUUGGAUCAGAGUCCUCUACCUGGCAGGUCCUCAAUUUGUUGUCCUGUGUCCUGAAAACAUGAGGGACUGACAGAUUUUGUUCUCAAAAGUUGGCUUAUUUGAAGUUCAUCCUCUAUAUUCUCAUGUUGAUUCAAAGAGGGAUCAGGAUGACUGUCAUCUGAGAGUCCCACUUGAAAAUGCUGAGGGGGUAGAAUAUUUAUUUCCAUAUAUAAAUCUUGGAAACUGGCUGUUGACUGUUAGGAGAGUGACUUUGUGAGGCCAUUGCCUUGAGGCCAAACAUAACCAGGGGAUUUUAGUUGGGCCAGAGACCAGGUGCUACUGUCCCAAGCUCUGGAAAUGUCUCAUGAGACUAAGUAGUCCGUCACUCAAGUGUUCCAGGUGUUUUAUAACUGUAUAUAUGAGAUGUAUGUACAUAGAUGUGUGUGUCUCUCAGGAAGUAGGAAACUAGAAAUGGAAAAUGCUAAGACCUCAAAAACAAAUCAUAACUUUGAGCAAGGCUAGAAAAUAGGUAAGGGACAUAUGCAUACUGCAAAUGAAUUCCUGUAGAAAUAUGAUCUUCCCUUGCCAUCUAGAAGCUUGUUUUCUGGAGAAGUUCUAGAGGAAUCAAAUGAGAUCUUUGUGAAGACUGAGUUGAUUCCCAUCAUAUUUCUCUGCCCAGCAGACAGAAGAUAUAGUAUUUUAACAUUUCCUCCCAUCUGUUGCCUUCAAGAGGAUUGCCCUGAGGACAUCCCACACCAACCUGAUGCUACUUGCAUGAUCCCUGGGAUGGCUGUUUGGGGCCAUCAGGUGGGAUACUAGAUUACAGUGGAUCUUCCUGCUACCUAGUUAAUGAGCUUGACAGGCUCUUCGUCUCCCCCAAUUCCUAUGGAGAAAGCAACAGCCUGGAAAGCUUUGUCUAGUCACUGUAACCCAGUGGUCUCUUAGAACCUUGCUGGUCUCUGCUAGUCUAAACUUUGGUACUUGAGCUGAAAUACAGCUUUGCUUUUAGUAUUUUGUGGGACAGAGUGAGCACCCUAAUCCAAGCACUGCCCACUGACUUCCACUGCAAAGGCUCCUUACCCAGCCAUUACCCAGUACUCAGACAGAGCUGCGGGAUGCCCUCCUCCCUGUGACUGUGAUGUCUGAUGGGACUGGGUCCAGCAACAAGUUGAAUCAAAUACUCGGUACAAGCCUUUGCUGUCCUCUGACACUGAGGCCUGAGGCUUUAAGUUUGAAUACACAUGUGAAGGGCUUCUGUUGUUUAUAUUUUUUAAAAUGUAAACUUGAUUAUUUUAUUGCUAAUUUAAAAAUAAAUGACUAUAUUGAUUGAAAAACA
Jaculus jaculus (lesser Egyptian jerboa) is the source of this 2642-nucleotide messenger RNA. RefSeq names its product syntaxin 3 (gene Stx3). Gene Ontology annotation, molecular function: SNAP receptor activity; SNARE binding. Bases 80 to 1045 code for a protein of 321 amino acids. The transcript is spliced from 10 exons. NCBI's taxonomy places the organism in Eukaryota, Metazoa, Chordata, Mammalia, Rodentia, Dipodidae. Gene Ontology annotation, biological process: exocytic insertion of neurotransmitter receptor to postsynaptic membrane; synaptic vesicle fusion to presynaptic active zone membrane; intracellular protein transport. Gene Ontology annotation, cellular component: endomembrane system; synaptic vesicle; postsynapse. The record is from RefSeq and is a predicted model, not a curated record.